UUUUAGAUCACAGAACUUAUUACCAAGACAAAAACAAAUCUUUUGCUCGCCUGGGAGUCCAUGAAAGGCAUCUUUCAAAAAAGAAAGGCAAUAUAUUAGAAAGCUAUGAAUAACUACAAUCACAGUCUAAUUACAAUGGUAGGAAAUAGCCAUCCUGAGGAAUACCGAAUUUCAUCACUCGUCUUCUACAGCUUCAUUUUUACAACUGGCUUACUUGUAAAUGUUACAGCUCUCUGGGUCUUCAGCUGUACCACCAAGAAGAAAACAACUAUAACUAUCUACAUGAUGAACGUUGCACUGCUUGACUUGUUGCUUAUAUCUUCCUUGCCUUUUCGAAUGCAUUAUUAUGGGAAACGCUCUUGGAUCUUUGGAGAUGUCUUCUGCCGGAUUCUUAGCACUUUCACUAUUUUGUACCCCAGCAUUGCAGUAUGGCUGUUAGCUUUUAUAAGCAUUGAUAGAUGCCUGGCUGUAGUUCAACCCAAAUAUGCCAAGGAACUCAAGAACACAAGUAAAGCUCUGAUGGCCUGCACAGGACUUUGGAUCUUAACUCUUGUGACAACAUCUCCACUGCUGUUCUUAUAUUCUGAUCCAGAUAAAACUUCAAAUUUCACUACCUGCACGAAGAUGAUGGAUAUUAUCUACCUAAAGGAAGUCAAUGCAUUUAAUUUUUCUCGGCUAGUAUUUUUUUUCUUGAUUCCCAUAUUUAGUAUGCUUGGUUGUUAUCUAGUCAUCAUUUAUAGUAUAAUUCAUGGAAGAACUUCCAAGCUGAAACCAAAGGCUAAAGAGAGAUCAAUCAAAAUCAUUGUAACACUAAUUAUCCAAGUGCUUGUAUGUUUUGUGCCUUUUCACAUUUGUUUUACAUUUCUGAUGCUCCAAAAUGGACAAGCAAGCUUCAACCCUUGGGGAGCAUUUACCACCUUUCUCAUGAAUCUCAGCACAUGUCUAGAUAUAAUCCUGUACUACCUGGUUUCUAAACAAUUUCAGGCCCGAGUUAUCAGUGUCAUGCUUUAUCGUAAUUAUCUUCGAAGUGUUCGGAGAAAAAGUAUACGAUCUGGUAGCAUACGUUCAUUAAGUAAUAUUAACAGUGAGAUGAUAUAGAAUGAGUUAAGCAAUGUAACACACACACACACACACACAUAUACACACAUACAUAAAGCUUAGAAUAAACUGAAUUUGCCAAUAAAUGUAUUAUGCUUAGAAAAGAAAGUUUUACUAUUUCUCUCUUAAAUGGUUUUUUUUUUGAAAAAUUGAUUACCUUGAAAUGCAUAAUAAUUUCUGCCUCUAAUAUAUUCCAUUUUCCUUCAUUAUUUAUUCUUGCAUCUUUGCUACUGGGGUUUCCACCUCGUAACAUGCAUGAGUUGUACAAUUUAUUAUGACAGAGUGAUAUAAAACAUUGUUCAAAACCACAUGAUUUCAGUGUUUACAAUAUUGGGAGGGUG
Python bivittatus (Burmese python) is the source of this 1439-nucleotide messenger RNA. It is a transcript of the gene GPR18, whose product is annotated as G protein-coupled receptor 18. Gene Ontology annotation, cellular component: plasma membrane. Gene Ontology annotation, biological process: positive regulation of Rho protein signal transduction; phospholipase C-activating G protein-coupled receptor signaling pathway. Lineage: Eukaryota; Metazoa; Chordata; Lepidosauria; Squamata; Pythonidae. Gene Ontology annotation, molecular function: G protein-coupled receptor activity. The record is from RefSeq and is a predicted model, not a curated record.